GAGCGAAGCAUGAAGCAUGGAGCGAAGUAUAUAGCGGAAGCUUGCGUAGGGCUUGAGAUUUGCCUUGCAUUGCAUGUUGCAUUGCUUAUAUUUGGCGCGUAGUUGUUUUGAGUCCCGCUCUUAUACGUCUUGUGAAUGCAUGAAACCAGGCACCGACCUUAUGACUGGCACGCGCUGAGCGGCGUUCCCAAUGGAAGCCAUGGCCAGGAAUAUAUACCAUUUUUAUCACGUUAUACUCGUCAAGGCUCACGAUGAGCCUCUUUGGACUCGAAACUCGCUAGAGAGGAGCAUCCAGUGGGCCAAGUACUGUGAGAAGGUACACCACGAAGCCGUCUCGAAAGGUUACGUCAGUUACGUGGUGAUGAUGCUGAAGGACAUGAGUAGGGUGACACCCGAUCGUAGAGUGGUGACUUUCGAUGAUCUCAAACUUUCGUCUCAAUUGCUGGUGGCGGAACUUCUUCAGUGCCCCGCUUUGAGAAAGGGAACUGUUCAGAUCAUACUGGAGUCUGAGCUGGUGCACGAGCCUUGGUUAGAGGUGAUGUGUGAGAUCUUUGUGAUCAACUCAAUACUGAAGGACUUAAGCGUAGAAAAGGAGGACAAACAACCCGAAUUUCACAGAGAGUUCGAAAUGCUCAUGGAAAAGCUGUCCGGACUUUCUGGAAAUGCACUGGAUAAGCAGUUAGACCUGUUGUCGAGGAAUUCACCUGAGACAUUACUGAGACUUGUCAGCUGCGAGGAUAACAGGUACCAUGCGCUAUUGUGUAGCGCUGGCCUGUGGACUGCCCGGAGGCUUACAGUUGACAGUGAUCCGGUGUCGGCGUCUGUGUGGAGGCAAGAGAGCGGGCUGUUGUGUAAGGCAGCCUGCCGAAGUCCCAGUCUGAUGCAGUGCCUGUUACAGAGGCUUCAGGCACAUGCUGAUAGCAUGGAGCCAUGUUUCCUCGCAGGAGCAGAUGAUUGGGUUCUAACGAGGAACAGCCCCGCAGGUGCCUGGGACUGGAAGCGUAUUGCUGAAAUCUGGACGGCACUGAAGCUAAUGGUGGACGGUGCUUCAGCGUCAUCGGUGGUUGCAGCUUUUCUCAAGCAAGCGCAAAGGGGAUCGCAUGCGGACUUUUGGGACGAUCUUCUUUUCUACUGUGAAUCUUCUCGUAACCUGUGCAAUAACACAACAAAGCCUAUGGUUGCUAACUCAUCUGCUGAGAGUGGUUUGUUGCUGCGCGACUGUUGCCACUAGGCGUGGAAUUUGUAUGCAAGUGGCAUCGGCAUGGCGGUAAGCGGGCACAUGCUGUUACCUGCGUUUUAAUGAAAAUAGCGUAGCAAUUUGCUUAGGGCAUUUAUUUGACACAACUGUCGAAGUUUCUUACAGAAUGACCUAUAAUGGCCACUACAUUAACUUCGAAUCUACAGUGAAUAAACAUGCACACAUUUAGUGUAGAGAUAAAGCCCACUUUAACAACGAAAUCUUAAAACAAGUGCUUGUCUAUUUUGCACUUUAGUGCAAUAUCUGGUUCCCUCAAUCCCUCAGUGUAUUGUUUAAAGGCCACCAUCAAUUAAUGCUGCAAGAUUGACACUUUAUUGUAUCUUGUGUCCCAACUUCUUGUGAUCUGCCAUGGUAGUUGAUACUUUUGUAAUUAAAUUAAGCCAAUGGACUAUCACAAAAAAAUGCCACUUCCAAAAAUGUAUCAAGGAGCAGCAGUUUUUGUAUCAGCAUUGUGGUGUUGCAAGAAGCUGUUUUAGUAAAUAUACUGCCUCCAGUUCUCAUUUGCCACUUUUGAGAUAUGUAUAUAUGUGAACUUGCAGUGCAAGUUUUUUUUAUGUGUAGCGUGUGUUCCCUUGGAUUUGUAGAUCUUUACACGACACAACAGCUGUAAAGCUAAACCUGCAAAGAAGUUUUCUAUAGAGCUCGUGAUUUUAGAGAAAUAUUUUCCAUGAAUGCAUUUUUCCAUGUUGUGCAUUGUUCUGACUAGUCUGUUUUAUGUGGAGAUGCUAUUAAAGAAUUACGCGA
Rhipicephalus sanguineus (brown dog tick) is the source of this 2002-nucleotide messenger RNA. RefSeq lists its product as uncharacterized. NCBI's taxonomy places the organism in Eukaryota, Metazoa, Arthropoda, Arachnida, Ixodida, Ixodidae. The coding region runs from base 191 to 1231 and encodes 346 amino acids. The transcript is spliced from 7 exons. Gene Ontology annotation, biological process: interstrand cross-link repair. Gene Ontology annotation, cellular component: Fanconi anaemia nuclear complex. The record is from RefSeq and is a predicted model, not a curated record.